This is a messenger RNA of Chinchilla lanigera (long-tailed chinchilla), 2009 nucleotides long. It is a transcript of the gene Cbln1, whose product is annotated as cerebellin 1 precursor. Lineage: Eukaryota; Metazoa; Chordata; Mammalia; Rodentia; Chinchillidae. Gene Ontology annotation, molecular function: protein binding. Gene Ontology annotation, cellular component: synaptic cleft; glutamatergic synapse. The record is from RefSeq and is a predicted model, not a curated record.
GCUGCUGCUGCUGGGCGCUACGUGGCUGGCAGGCCCGGCCCGUGCGCAGAAUGAGACGGAGCCCAUCGUGCUGGAGGGCAAGUGCCUGGUGGUGUGCGACUCUAACCCCACCUCCGACCCCACGGGCACGGCCCUGGGCAUCUCCGUGCGCUCCGGCAGCGCCAAGGUGGCGUUCUCUGCCAUCCGGAGCACCAACCACGAGCCGUCCGAAAUGAGUAACCGCACCAUGAUCAUCUACUUCGACCAGGUGCUAGUGAACAUCGGGAACAACUUUGAUUCCGAACGCAGCACUUUCAUCGCCCCGCGCAAAGGGAUCUACAGUUUUAACUUCCACGUGGUAAAAGUCUACAACAGACAGACCAUUCAGGUGAGCCUCAUGUUAAACGGGUGGCCGGUGAUUUCAGCCUUCGCUGGGGACCAGGACGUGACCAGGGAGGCCGCCAGCAACGGAGUCCUAAUCCAAAUGGAGAAAGGCGACCGAGCAUACCUCAAGCUGGAGCGGGGGAACUUAAUGGGGGGCUGGAAGUACUCGACCUUCUCCGGAUUCCUCGUGUUUCCCCUCUGACUGGCUCCUAACCGGGAUGGAGGCCGGGAGAGGGCGAAGGCAGGAGAGGGAGAGACAAACAGGCUGAAAUUAAGAAGGCGAGAAAGCGGCACCACUUGAAACUUCCCACACGUUCCCCGUCCUCAUCGGGUAAUCAGGUGCGCACCGGCGGUUGGACAACUUGGUGUUUCCUUGUUAGAAGCAAAUUCCGCUUAGCUCUGCGCACUCCCGUUUCCAAAAAUAAACUCGCCUCCCCCAGUCCACUUGCAGUAAUCAAGGAAAGAGACUGCCUUGUCAUUGUUUCUUACUCCCAUGUUCAUGUUCCCAGCGAUUAUUUAAAAGAAACUUUGUAUUUAACUAUGUAAUGUGAAAUAUUUUCCCUGUCCCCCUCUGAAACCUCCCAGUUACUGAAAUCUAAUAUUUUCCUCCCCACUCCUUUUUUAGUUUGGAGAGGGGUUGAGUUUUUUAUUUUGUUUUAUUUUCUGUUUUUGUUUCUGAAUGGGGAAAGUAGUUUUAAUCUGACAAGUAUUGCUCUUCUUAAAACAUUUCGGGUUAAUUAGCUGAAGAUACGUUGUAUCCUCAGCUGCCUAUUAGCUGAGAAAGGACUCACCUCGCUGGUGACUGGUUUAAAAUAUACAUAAAUAUAUAUCGUUUGUACACGAAGAACUCUUCCCAGUGGAAACUGGCCGUGAUCCUGUAUUUCUAUGUCCUGUUCGGAGUGGUCGUGAGUCUAAGGCUGCUUGGUGUUCUCAUGCUUGUCAACACCCUCGUGCUCUGUGGCCCCGCUAACCGCCCAGGAGGGUCUUCCGAACGCUUUCUCGUCCUCUGUACCAUACAUGUGAAUAGCCAAGAUUUAAUUUUGCUUUAAUCCAAUAAAGUCAAAGUGGGACUUUUAUUUUUCUGAAACAGCUUUCUGAACUCCGCAUCUUCCCAGGCUUCGAAGGUGAAGCUGGGGACCGAGGGUGCCCAGGGCGAGGUUCAGGGAAGCAGGAGGCACGAGAAUGCCACCAGAAAGGCCCGACGCCAAGGCUCACCUGAAGCUGGUUGGAGCUCCCACUUGCACCAGGCCUCAGCCCGCCUGCUUCACCUGUGCGCCCUGCUUUGCUUGGCCCAAACCUAAGAAAUGGGGCCCCGCUUGGGAGCGAAGUUUGGGUUUUUCGGAUUCCAAAUGCGUCGGAAUCAUCCCCAUUGGAAGACCCAAAACCAGCCUGCCCGAGUGGCAGCUUCCCCGCGCCUUCUGCUCCUGGAUGUCCCCAACCCUCCUCUGCUCCGCAACUCCCGCCGCGUACGUUUUAUACCAACGCCUCCGAAUCCCGAGUCGCCUGCCAAUGACCUGGCACCCUGGACCUGUGGUUGCACUCAUUCGCAGGACUUUUCUUGGAGAGGUUCGUCCAGGAGUUUUGAUUGUAUUGGAACAUAAUGUGAAAGCAAAAUUGAAAUAAACGACUUCGUUUUAAGUCUGGAA